ACUAGGCGGGUGGGACUGGGCUAGACGGGACGGGACGAGACUGGGCAGCCCAGUUCUCCGACUCCUCCCUCUGUCCCUCUGCCCGCCGGCCGUUGUUCCUCUCUCCACAAGUCCCUUUGCCCGGCUUCCCUUCUAUCUCUCCUGAGAUAUCCCCCUCCUCCAGGCAGCCCUCCUGCCCGCGCCGCGCGCCCAUGGAUUACUCCUACCUCAACUCAUACGACUCCUGUGUGGCCGCCAUGGAGUCCGCCUACGGCGACUUCAGCCCCUGCGGCCAGGCGGGCGCCUUCCAGUACAGCCCCUUGGGGCGGCCUGCCUUCAGCGCAGCAGCCGCAGCAGGGCCCGCCUGCCCUGGCCUUGCCUCACCCCCCUGCGGCCUGGGCGCCUUGCGGGAUCACCAGCCCGCACCCUACUCCACAGUGCCAUACAAGUUUUUCUCGGACCCCUCUGGGCUAAGCGAGAAACGCAAGCAGCGUCGGAUCCGCACGACCUUUACAAGCUCCCAGCUCAAGGAACUGGAGCGAGUGUUUGCAGAGACCCACUACCCGGAUAUCUAUACACGGGAGGAGCUAGCCCUCAAGAUCGACCUGACUGAGGCUAGAGUGCAGGUCUGGUUCCAGAAUCGCAGGGCUAAGUUUCGGAAGCAGGAGCGGGCAGCCAGUGCCAAGGGUGCUGGGGGAGGGGCAGGUCCUCCAGGCACCAAGAAGGGGGAGACCCGAUCCUCCUCUGAGGAUGAUGAGUCCAAGGAGUCCAACUGCAGCCCAACACCAGACAGCACAGCUUCCCUGCCUGGGCCUGGUGGCCUAGCCAGCCCAAGCCCUAGCCUCAGCCUCAGCCUCAGCCCCAGCCCUGGCCUGCCCCAAGCCCCAGCCCCUGCCCCUCUCAAAGGGCCCCUGUGGGCUGGUGGGCCAGGGGGAGGAGGAGGUGGGCCUGGGGCACCUAGCCCUGCUGAGCUGCUCAAGGCCUGGCAACCUGCAGAGCCAGGGCCUGGUCCCUUCUCUGGCGUCCUCUCUUCCUUCCACCGGAAAGCCCCAACCUCAGCCUCAGCCACGGCUGCCCUCAAAGCCAACCUCUUCUAACUGUGCCCCUCACCCCCUGCCCUAAUCUCCUGGAAGCUGCACAGCUGAGAUGCUCCUGCUUCCUCUCCCUCUCAGACAGGGGCAGGUAGUCACUGCCUUCCCUUCUGGGGAUCCUGCCAUGGCCAGAGACAUUGCCCUUCACUCCACUAAGAUGUUCCUUUCCUCCCUUCUGAACCCUGUCACUGCCAGAGACCCCAUCUCUACCUACCCCAGGCAUUUCCUUCCUGAACUUCUCUUGAAGUGAGAGAUAGCCCACUCCCCUUACCCUGCCCUGACAGAUGUCCCCUUUUCUCUGAGAAUCCUGUCUCACUGAGACACCCACUUCUCCCCGACCCACCUUGUAAGGAUGAUCUUGCCAUAGCCAGAGACGACCCUUCUCUCAAUGUGCCAAUCCCCAGAAAUGCCCCUUCCUCCCCACUCUCCCAAGACUACAUCCCAAGCAGAAAUGCUCCAUGGCUGAAGGCCACCCUCUCCAAAGCGCUCCCUUCCACAUUCUGGACACUAUCACAGCCAAAGAUGUUUCUCUCUGGAUGACCACAUCAGCACCCCAGUUAUCAAUGACAGCCAGAGUGACAUACACUUUCCUUUGACUCCCCAUCCCAAGGAUCCACUAUGCCUGGACAUGCCCUCCCCUGGAGAAAUAGGAGACUGCUCCAUUUCUGGGGACUCCAUCCUCAAUGUUCAGUGUCCCCUCUUCUGAUUCCCCUUCUCCAUCCUCUCCACAAGUCCCUGGGGAAAUUCCUUAAAGCAGCCCAGCUACUCAUGCAGUUGGGAAAAGAAGAUCCUCCAAGGUAUUACGUGUGAGGAGGCACUGUGGGAGGGGGCCAUCGACCACAGCUAGUCCCUUUCCUGGGCUCUGGAGCUGGCAAGAUGGAUUCUGUGGUUCAUCUACCAUGAGGGCCAAGACCACCCAGCUGGGGAAGGGGCUGCUGCCUAUAGUGGGCCCUGACCCUCUUAGACAACUGGACCUAGGGCUGAGAGGGCCUUUAAAGACCAUGUGGUACAACCCUGCUCAUUUUACAGAGGAGGAAACUGAGGCUUGGAGAGAGGGAGUCACCCACAGUCACACAGCUAGUGAGGAGCAGAGUUGCCUGGACUCUUUGCUCUCACUUCCCAGGGCCAUUCAUGCAUGGGUCGGGCAAAGGGUAGGAAGGAGGGGUGACUAUUGCUCCAGACCAGGAUCCCUAAAGGCCAGGCAAGGGCAUAAUUAUUUCCUCUUUUUUUUUUCUUCCAACUUUUGUUUUCCUUUCUAAAACUCAUCUGUAAUUUAUUGAGAUCAAAUUCUGCUCAAUCCAAAUAAAAUUAAUUUAUUGAAGCCA
Messenger RNA from Phascolarctos cinereus (koala), 2395 nucleotides. RefSeq names its product paired like homeobox 2A (gene PHOX2A). Lineage: Eukaryota; Metazoa; Chordata; Mammalia; Diprotodontia; Phascolarctidae. The record is from RefSeq and is a predicted model, not a curated record. Gene Ontology annotation, biological process: regulation of transcription by RNA polymerase II. Gene Ontology annotation, molecular function: RNA polymerase II transcription regulatory region sequence-specific DNA binding; DNA-binding transcription factor activity, RNA polymerase II-specific.